Molecule: messenger RNA, 3386 nt
Organism: Lepus europaeus (European hare)
Lineage: Eukaryota; Metazoa; Chordata; Mammalia; Lagomorpha; Leporidae
Gene: DHX16
Product: DEAH-box helicase 16
Exons: 20
Coding region: 154-3288 (1044 amino acids)
Cellular component (GO): intracellular anatomical structure; catalytic step 2 spliceosome
Molecular function (GO): ATP binding; RNA binding
Source: RefSeq, a predicted model, not a curated record
GGUUUGGACUGUUGGAAACCGAACCUGAGGUUCUAAGGCAGCUCCCUCGCGGGGCUAAGGCUCCGGCUCAGUGCCCCGGGCCUGCCACAGGUCCGGCCGCCGGUGCGGCUGCUCCGGACGCCUCAGCGCUAAGCACCGGGCAGGUGGGUGGCCAUGGCGACGCCGGCGGGGCUGGAGCGCUGGGUCCAGGAGGAGCUGCACUCGGUGCUGGGACUGAGCGAGCGGCACGUCGCCCAGUUCCUCAUUGGAACCGCGCAGCGCUGCGCCUCGGCUGAGGAGUUCGUGCAGCGCCUACGAGACACCGACACGCUGGACCUGGGCGGGCCGGCGCGGGACUUCGCGCUGAGGCUCUGGAACAAGGUACCACGGAAGGCGGUGGUAGAAAAGCCGGCUCGGGCGGCGGAGCGAGAGGCCCGAGCCCUGCUGGAGAAGAACCGGUCUUAUCAGCUGCUGGACGAUAGUGAAGAGAGCAGUGAGGAGGCCGUGGGCAGGGCUGGGAGCAGCAUCCAGAAGAGGCGCAAAAAACGGAAACACCUGCGGAAGAAACGCCAGGAGGAGGAGGAGGAAGAUGAGGAGGAAGAGGCUCCCGAGAAAGACAAGAAGGCAGGGGGCAGCGGGCAGCAGCCGGCCAAGCCAGAGUCAGAGGAUGAGUGGGAGCGCACGGAGCGUGAGCGCCUUCAGGACCUGGAGGAGCGAGACGCCUUUGCCGAGCGGGUCCGGCAGCGGGACAAGGAUCGCACUCGCAACGUCCUGGAGCGCUCGGACAAGAAGGCUUAUGAAGAAGCUCAGAAGCGCCUCAAGAUGGCUGAGGAAGAUCGGAAGGCCAUGGUCCCUGAGCUGCGGAAGAAAUCGCGCCGAGAGUACCUGGCGAAGCGGGAGCGGGAGAAGCUGGAGGACCUCGAAGCAGAGCUGGCUGACGAAGAGUUCCUUUUCGGGGAUGUGGAGCUGAGCCGCCAUGAGCGGCGCGAGCUCAAAUACAAGCGGCAAGUGCGGGAUCUGGCCAGGGAGUACCGGGCUGCUGGUGAGCAGGAGCGGUUGGAGGCCACCAAUCGCUACCACAUGCCCAAGGAGACCCGAGGGCAGCCAGCUCGAGCUGUGGAUCUGGUAGAGGAGGAGUCGGGCGCCCCUGGGGAGGAGCAGCGGCGCUGGGAGGAAGCCCGGCUGGGGGCUGCGUCCCUGAAGUUUGGGGCCCGAGACGCUGCCUCCCAGGAGCCCAAGUAUCAGCUGGUGCUGGAGGAAGAGGAGACCAUCGAGUUUGUGCGGGCCACUCAGCUCCAGGGCGACAAAGAACCCGCGGCCCCGCCACCUUCCAGCCAGGCACAGCAGAGGGAGUCCAUCCAGGCCGUGCGCCGCAGCCUCCCAGUGUUCCCGUUCCGCGAGGAGCUCCUGGCUGCCAUUGCCGAUCAUCAGAUCCUCAUCAUUGAGGGCGAGACCGGCUCGGGGAAGACCACACAGAUUCCGCAGUAUCUCUAUGAGGAGGGCUACACGCAGAAGGGCAUGAAGAUUGCCUGCACCCAGCCACGGAGAGUGGCGGCCAUGAGUGUGGCUGCGCGAGUGGCCCGGGAGAUGGGUGUGAAGCUCGGGAAUGAGGUUGGCUAUAGCAUCCGCUUUGAAGACUGCACAUCCGAGCGUACAGUCCUCCGCUACAUGACAGACGGGAUGCUGCUCCGGGAGUUCCUCUCCGAACCUGACCUGGCGAGUUACAGCGUGGUGAUGGUGGAUGAGGCGCAUGAACGGACCCUACACACAGACAUUCUCUUUGGGCUGAUCAAGGAUGUUGCUCGCUUCCGCCCUGAGCUCAAGGUCCUCGUGGCUUCAGCCACGCUAGACACUGCCCGUUUUUCCACCUUCUUUGAUGAUGCCCCCGUCUUCCGAAUCCCUGGACGCAGGUUUCCGGUUGACAUCUUCUAUACCAAGGCUCCAGAGGCUGACUACCUGGAAGCCUGUGUUGUGUCUGUGCUGCAGAUCCACGUGACACAGCCCCCCGGGGACAUCCUGGUGUUCCUGACAGGACAGGAGGAGAUCGAGGCUGCCUGUGAGAUGCUCCAGGAUCGCUGCCGCCGCCUGGGCUCCAAAAUCCGGGAGCUCCUGGUCCUUCCCAUUUAUGCCAACCUGCCCUCCGACAUGCAGGCCCGAAUCUUCCAGCCCACGCCCCCUGGGGCACGAAAGGUGGUUGUGGCAACAAACAUUGCCGAGACGUCACUGACCAUUGAGGGCAUCAUUUAUGUGCUGGAUCCAGGCUUCUGUAAGCAAAAGAGCUACAACCCCCGCACAGGCAUGGAAUCCCUCACUGUCACACCUUGUAGCAAGGCCUCAGCCAAUCAGCGGGCUGGCCGCGCGGGCCGGGUGGCCGCGGGGAAGUGCUUCCGUCUGUAUACCGCCUGGGCCUAUCAGCAUGAGCUCGAGGAGACCACGGUGCCUGAGAUCCAGAGGACCAGCCUGGGCAACGUCGUGCUGCUGCUCAAAAGCUUAGGGAUCCAUGACCUGAUGCACUUUGAUUUCCUGGACCCUCCACCAUAUGAGACCCUGCUGCUGGCUCUGGAGCAGCUGUAUGCUCUAGGAGCCCUCAACCACCUCGGGGAGCUCACCACGUCUGGUCGAAAGAUGGCAGAGCUGCCAGUGGACCCCAUGCUGUCUAAAAUGAUCUUGGCCUCAGAGAAAUACGGCUGUUCAGAGGAGAUCCUGACAGUGGCUGCCAUGCUCUCUGUCAACAACUCCAUCUUCUACCGACCCAAAGACAAGGUUGUCCAUGCCGACAACGCCCGGGUCAACUUCUACCUCCCUGGUGGGGACCACUUGGCCCUGCUGAACGUCUACACACAGUGGGCUGAGAGUGGGUACUCGUCCCAGUGGUGCUACGAGAACUUCGUCCAGUUCAGAUCAAUGCGCCGAGCCCGGGACGUGCGGGAGCAGCUGGAGGGGCUCUUGGAGCGUGUGGAAGUCGGUCUCAGCUCCUGCCAGGGGGACUAUGUCCGUGUCCGCAAGGCCAUCACUGCCGGGUACUUCUACCACACAGCGCGGCUGACUCGCAGUGGCUACCGCACAGUGAAACAGCAGCAGACAGUGUUCAUCCACCCCAACUCCUCCCUCUUUGAGCAGCAGCCACGCUGGCUGCUCUAUCACGAGCUCGUCUUGACCACCAAGGAGUUCAUGAGGCAGGUAUUGGAGAUUGAGAGCAGUUGGCUUCUGGAAGUGGCUCCUCAUUAUUAUAAGGCCAAGGAGCUAGAAGAUCCCCAUUCUAAGAAAAUGCCCAAAACAAUAGGCAAGACACGAGAAGAGCUAGGAUAGAGACGGGGACAUAAACAACCUGAUACCAGCUCCUCUUUCUUCUGUACAUUAUUUAAUAUCUAUUAAAUAAAAUUAUUUUUGGAAUAAAGCUUGUGGGA